CCGCCACGACGUACCUGAGGACCCGCCGGCGGCCGCGAGCGACGCGGAACCGCGAUACGGCGUCCGGCCUCCCGCCAAAACCAGCCGCGGACGUGCGGACGGCAACGUAAAUAGUCCCGGGACAACAAAGUGCUGAUAAACAUGGAUCGUUUAUUGGAGGAUCCACGGGCUUCAUCAAAAUUUGGUUGAAACUUUCAUUUGCAACAUGGGAACUUAGAAGAGACUUUGUUAAGUUCCCAAUAUUUGCCUUAGUGCUAGUGCUCUUCAAAGAGGAUUAGAGACGAUUCUGUUCAACGGUGAAAUAUUUGUGUCAGUAUGUCUUAAAAUGGGUAGUGAGAAAAUUUUAACAAUGAUUUAUUUAGACAUUCGUGGAAGCAGUGCAUUUAGAUAUGUUCAGUUGAUUUACAUUUACUGUAUAUCGUAAGCAAGUACCUGUAGCAUGCCUGUGUGGUGCCCAACAUAUUGUACUGUCCCACGAAACGAGGAAAUUUAGGAACACUAAAACUGAUUUUGAUUUUCUUUUUUUUUUGUCCAGGCUGUAAUGCCAGAACGAAUCAAACUCAAAAUGAAUGGGGUUGUACCGAGUGUGCCAAUAACUACCCUCGCUGGUAUUGCGAGUCUCACGGACUUAUUACCUGAAAUGCCCCUGCCGACUCCGCUGCCACAGACUCUGACUAAUAAGUCGUUGCUGUUUCAUCCACGAGUAGCAGAGGAGGCGCAAAUAUUGCUGAGCGUUCGUGAUGAAAAUCUCGUGCCACAGUUAAUAAUGUCACUGUCACAGACAUCGUCGGAACAUAUUGAGCUCAAGGAUAAUUACCCGAACACCGAACAAUCGUUGGAAAAUGAGCAAAACACGCCUGAAUUACUUAAGGCGAUCUUGCAAAUAAACCCUGAUGUAUUUAGAGGAACCCAGCACAAUUCUCCAAGAAACUGGACGCAAGGUGUGCCUAUGUUGCACGCGAAUCAAUCGCCGGCGAGCUAUGGUCGUUUUUCGCCGUCUUAUUCGAGCUCUUCGGGCUCCAGACAAACACCCCAAGGAAGUCCGGCUCAUUCCGCGGCAGCUAGGUCCGUACUUCCGCCGCCGGUGGCUAGCGGCAUUGCUCACGCGCAACAUCCGCGAAUGCCGAUCACUCCGCAGAAUCAUACAGACAUCUCGCAGAUGUCUCCUUUCGCUGUGCCUUCUCCGUCGCCCAGAAGCAACGUUAUGACCGAACAAACAAGAACGUUGACAACGCCCCAGCAUAUACAGGAGGACACGAAUUGUAUAAAUCCCUUAUCGAAUGUAACUCUUCAACCGAACAUGUAUUCGCCGGCCCACAUGAACUCUCCGAAUGCACCAAUGGCAUCUCUUACCAAUAUGACACCCCAGCAUAACAUGGCUAGUAUGACACCGCAACACAAUAUACACAUGACAUCCCCAAUGCGCAAUAUACCUUUGCAACAACAUUCGGCAAUGGGUAUGCAGCAGAAUCUUUACGAUUCUAUGUUGAAUCAACAAGUUCAUCAAGCAUUAGGCAGCGGUCAACCAUUAGACAUCGACAAUGCGGUUCAAGAAAAUCAACAAUUUCUUCUCGAUCCGGUAGCCGGUCUUUCCGAUAUUGAUCUGCCGAUGGAAAACAUUGACACGAAGCAAAGUGUUGAUCAUGCGAUACAACAUUUAUUACCGACUUCUCAGACCACGUCCUACCCGAACAUACAUGCUACCGACAUGGUUAAUACUUUAGAUCCAGUUGCGGUUAGCAUGGCGCCCAAUGUACAACAUCAACAGAACAAUAAUUCGGAGAAAAGUAUGAAAUUUUCUGGAGCAGAGAAGCUGAAGGAACCCAUUGUUAUGUUAAAUAGAUUAUCGUUAGCUGAUCAGGCGCUUAUGCAGAAAAGUUUAGCGGCGUUUGCAGAGAAAUCGCCGAGUCGCGCGGCAAAAAUGGGUAUUUCUAAUCGUGAUGAUGCAAAAACCGACUCUGAGAGCGAGGAGGAGAUUGGUAAGAAUAACAAGUACUUUAAGGCUCGCGCGAAAGAGCGGCAGGUGCAACGAGAGAAGGAGAAAGCGGAGCGGCGAAAAAGCGAGGACAAGGGCCGCAGGCGAAAGAAGAUACCGGAUGACGACGAGGAAGAUGAUAAACGAGAUUCAUCGUUAUCGCCCACAAAACCAAAAAUACGCAAGAUUGAGAAGAAGUUAGUGCCUGUGUUAGCCAAACUGAGCGUGGAAGAAUUAAUGGAGACGAAUACGUAUCAACGAUUUAAUUCGGUCAUAGAGACGAUUUUUGAGAAUACCGAGGAUAUUACAGCGAACGCUGAUUUAGAGGACGAUGGCGAAGUCAUUCCGGAGAUGCUUAUUCCCAAGUAUCAACUACAUGAUCUUUGUACAGAAGCGGCCAAACUCAAAACAUUGGGUGCUAUGGAAUCGAUACCUACAGAUAAAUUGGUGAGACUCUUGAAUAUCCUGGAAAAGAAUAUACGAGACGGCGCGAGGGUGUCACCGCUUGUGGAUCCAGACGACGACGUUGAUGAAGGACGAUUAUGGAUGCAAUUGGCGAUGGAACGGGUACAGCGCGCCGUGGAUGCGUCGUUAAUCGCGUUACAUAUUAUGACCUCUAGCAACAUGCCGAAAACAGUUUACUUGGAAGAUGUGAUUGAUCGAAUAGUCCUUUUCAUGAAGUUUCAGCUGCAGAAUACGAUCUAUCCUUCUUUUGAUCCCGUAUAUAAGGUAGAUACAAAGAACAAGACUGACAAUUUUAAUUCUAGCGGACGCAAGAAGCGAGGACAUACGAAGGAAGUACGUGAGAAAAGUAUCCUACAGGUUUACAAUAAAUUGCAUGAACUUGUAGGUCUGUUGGCUGAGCUAUUGAAUAUACAGGUUCUAACAGACACGAGCGUUCUGCAUGCAUCAUCAUUGGGUGUUGCGCCGUUUUUCGUGGAAUCGGUGAGCGAUCUUCAGUUGAGCGCAUUGAAACUUGUUACUGUAAUAUUCACGAAAUACGAGAAGCAUAGGAGACUAUUAUUGGAUGACAUUUUAGCAUCAAUUGCACGAUUACCUAGCAGCAAAAGGAGCUUACGCACAUAUAGGCUCAAUUCUGAAGAUUAUAUACAGAUGUUGACCGCAUUGGUUCUGCAAUUAAUCCAAUGUGUGGUGGUUCUUUCGGAUUCCAAAUCAAAAGAGGAUGACGAGAAGAAACCCAGUCAUGUAGAUUCUGACGUCUUUGUCAUCAAUAAAUACGAGACCGCUACCAGAAUAGCUGGAAAUUUUUUAACGGUAUUUCUCAAUAAAUGCGGUAGCAAAGGCGAAGAGAUCGAUUAUAGGCCGUUAUUCGAAAAUUUCGUGCAAGACUUACUAGCAACAGUGAAUAAACCCGAGUGGCCCGCUGCUGAAAUGCUGUUAAGUCUUCUUGGAAACCUGUUGGUAGGACAUUUUUCUAACAAGAGCUCCGAUAUGUCGCUUCGAGUAGCUUCCAUUGAUUAUCUUGGCGUGGUAGCGGCCAGAUUGCGCAAGGAUGCAGUCAAUUCACAAUGUAAAUUGUCGACUAUCGACCAAAUUAUACGAGACAUCAAACUUGAGCAGCAAAGGGACUCGGAUUAUGAUCAGAUAAAGGACAAGGAGAUUGUAGGAUUGAGCGAGGAUGAAGAGAGGACCGUAUUUCUACAAAAAGUACUUCUGGAUUAUCUGGCCGUCAACGGAACAAAGGAUCCGGCCCUCGGAUACGCGCGUCACUUUUAUUUGGCCCAAUGGUAUCGGGAUUGCGCGUUGGAGAAGUCCCGGGUAGGUCAGCCGAAAAACAGUCCGAGCAAAAAGAUGCAUAAGAAACGAGGAAAGAAGAAAAAUCGGCAUCACAGCAGCGAUCAAGAUACUGAGUCCGAAUUGGACGAACAAGACCCAGAUGAGAACGACAAUAACGAGCAAAAGAAUUCGGAUGCUUACCGAAUUAUAGAAGAGAAGAAGAAGUAUAUUGUCAGUAGAAUAAGGCCGUGCAGCACAGGAACGAAACCGGAUAUCCUUCAGACAUACAUCGAUUACAACUCUGCGGAAUUGAUCUCGCAAUAUCUCGCGUCCAAGAGACCGUUCUCGCAGAGUUUCGAUAGAUAUCUGAAGCAGAUUCUUCACGUGCUAACGGAAUCAUCAAUUGCCAUUAGAACUAAGGCAAUGAAAUGCCUCACGAUGAUCGUCGAGGCUGAUCCAAGCGUGUUGGCGAGAGUGGACAUGCAACUAGGGGUGAAGCAUUCGUUCCUUGAUCAUUCAACAUCCGUGAGAGAGGCAGCGGUUGACUUGGUAGGAAAAUUUGUAUUGAGCAGACCCGAAUUGAUUGAUAAGUACUAUGAUAUGCUAUCGGCGAGAAUCCUGGAUACUGGAGUAAGCGUUCGGAAACGUGUCAUUAAGAUUCUCAAGGAUAUCUGUAUGGAAUGUCCAGAUUUUCCCAAAAUUCCAGAAAUAUGUGUGAAGAUGAUAAGGAGGGUGAACGAUGAGGAAGGUAUUCGGAAGCUUGUUAUGGAGGUUUUCCAAAACAUGUGGUUUACCCCAGUGAGAGAACGUCCCACUCUCGACUCAGAAUCACUGUUGAGGAAAGUGAUGAAUAUCACGGAUGUCGUAGCAGCUAGCAAGGAUAUGGGGCUCGAGUGGUUUGAGCAGCUCCUGGUAAGUUUAUUUAAACCAAAGGAGGAUAAAGACGACAGCACAAAGAUGCAGACAGAACCGCCGCGGGCCUUACUGACAGCGUGCAAGCAGAUCGUGGAUUGCUUGAUCGAGAACGUACUACGGCUGGAGGAGACAAAUUUAGAUUCAGAGAAAUUAGAAAAGAAAGGCUCGUCACAGAGGUUAGUCGCGUGUCUAACUACGCUCUAUUUGUUCGCGAAGAUUCGACCACGACUGCUGGUCAAUCACGCGAUCACCUUACAGCCUUAUCUGAGUUUGAAAUGUCAGACACAGGGUGACUAUCAGAUCAUCAGUAGCGUCGCACACACGCUCGAAUUAGUGGUGCCUCUGAUGGAACAUCCCAGUGAGACUUUUUUAGCACAAUUGGAAGAAGACUCAGUGAAGUUAAUCUUGCAACAUGAUAGAUCGGUGGUUGCGAGCUGUCUAUCGUGUUUGGGCUCUGUAGUCAAUAACGUUACGAGAAACUAUAAACUGAUACGAGACUGUUUCAAAAAAUAUUAUGGACAUUUAACAGAGUACAAAUCAUUUUACGAAAAGGAUCCAACGAACCCCAUGCUAAUAAGAUGCAGACCGUUUUUCCGACGAGCGCUGUUUACUGUUGGCUUAUUGUUACGUCACUUUAACUUCACAGAUCCAGAGGUGAUAGAGGGUCUAGCGAACAACAUCAAAGAUCAGGUUUUUGAGACACUUAGUUAUUUCGUUCAUUUGGAUAAUGACGAUAUUCGACACUUUACGCUGUCGGCUAUUGGUUCUCUCUGCAUACGACAUUAUGAAUUCAUGAUGUUACCGGAACUGAAAGAACUCUACCAUCAUUUGCUUACAUCGGAGUACGCACUGGUCCAUAUGAGAAUCCAGGUACUCAACAACAUCGAAGUAUAUCUGCAAGAGGAGGAGAAGAGGAUGAUCAAGCAGGAUCAAGAGUGGGCAAAAUUGUCAAAACAGGAAAACUUGAAGGAAAUGGGGGACGUGUCGUCGGGCAUGGCAAGCACUGUUAUUCAGCUCUAUAUCAAAGAGAUUCUUGAAUCUUUUCUGCACGCCAACGUAAGCGUACGACAUGCAGCUCUCAAAGUUAUCCAGUUGAUCCUGGCACAAGGUCUGGUACAUCCCGUUCAGAUAGUGCCCUAUCUAAUCUGUAUGAGUACCGACUGCGAGAAAGUCGUGAGUCACAGCGCAGAUAAACAGUUACAGGAUAUCGAAAAGAAAUAUCCGGGCUUCAUCCAUAUGAAGUCGCAAUUUGGCAUCAAGUUGAGUUACCGGCUGCAAGAAAUCCUGCAAAAUAGCAUCACGGUGAGAGGUAUGCGAACGAAGGAUGGCGAGUUUCCGGGCGCACUCAACGGUUUCCUCUAUACGAUCUUACGCAACACGAAACAGCAGAGGCGGGCGAUUGUGUUAUCUUUUCUCAAGCACUUUGACGAGGCUGCCAAAACUAGUCUGUCGCAGAUGCUAUACUUGGCGGAUAAUCUCGCCUACUUUACAUAUCAAGUACAGGAUGAACCACUCUUCAUAAUCCAUCACAUUGACAUCAUCAUUUCUAUGUCUGGAACAAAUUUACUACAAUCUUUUAAAGAGGCUCUACUCCCUAAAGAAGGGCAAUCUAGGCAUAUAUCGGCGCAGCCGAUAGGACAGCCGAUGGAACAGCUGAUGGGACAACCGAUGGGACACCUGAUGGAGCAGCUGAUUGGACAACCGAUGGGACAACCGAUGGCACAGCAGACAGGACCAACAAUAGUAAUGGGACCGGACGGUCAACCAAAACCCGAUCAGUUGAUGUCGGCUUUGGAGGACGAAGAGGAUGAUGAAGAGGACGAAGAAGCUCUUCUCACCAGAUUACCAGGCGAUACCACUUUGCUCAGGGAGUAUAUUACCGCCAGUCAAGGUUUUUUGCUUUUAUUAACGCUUCGGCAACAUCUUAAAGACCUUUACGGUUUUUCUGAUGCAAAGAUCGGCCAAUAUUCGCCGUCGGAAGCAGCCAAGGUUUAUGAAAAGGCGGUAAAUCGCAAGAACAAUCUGCUCUUCGAGCCCAAGGCCACAUUACAGAGGUUGCGAGAAGUUGUGACAAACGUCAACGAGGAGCUAGACAUAAACGGCAGGAAGAAGCUCGUGAAAGAGUACCUGGAUUUUAAGCAGCUGAUGCUCAAAUUUGAUCCUGAGGAACCGGAUGACGAUGGUGGCAACGACACCGCCGAUACUAGCGUUAAACACAGUGCAGAGAAUCCGCAAGCGGCAAGGAUACUGUCGCAUCCUGAGGCUGACGGUAGGACGAUAGCGGACGGUGGUGUCAUGGGAAAUGCCACCGCCAUGGUUAUUGCGGCUGGCCAGCAGCAAUUUCAGUUACCGCCGCAAUCUAAUCUGACUGCUCCGAUGGAGCAUCCGAAUAAUUCAGUAAAUUCGAUGCCGCAUAUGGCAGCAGCGGCAACUACAACGACGACAGUCGUAGCGACACCGGCGACGACGCCGCGAGUCCCGAAGCUGACGAUACAUACCCAUCCGGAUGCGAGAGAGUCGCACCGGAAGCACCGCUCGCACAAGACGGACAAGUCAGUGAGGAAGCACAAGAAGAAGAAAAGGAGAAGAAUCUCCGAUAGCAGUGACAGCGGCGAGGACUACAGUGACCCUGACUUCCUAGUGUGAGUGCGGUGGUAUAUCUCGUCCUGUGUGUACAUAUAUAAGUGUUCGCGAUGCGUGUGUGAUCGGUCGGCUGGAAUAACUCUUGUUCCGCGCGGCCAAAACUUGGACGCUAUUACAGCGCAGUUGUCCUUUUCCCUCGUCAAAACGACUCUUUUUCCUAGAUCUUCGAAGUUGUGCUACAUUUUCGAAGACGGUUCCGAUGAAGGUACGGUUCCGCCAGGAAAUUGCAUAGAGACUAUAAUUACUAUGUGAGAAUGUACGUAAACGAGAGAAAGAGAUCUUCAAUAGAAAUGAUAGCCAGAGAUUUUUAAGUGCGAUCGAACGUUGAGGUAGGACUAGCGUGUUGUUGACCGAAACGGCGGGCGUCUGUGAGGUUUAUCGAUCCGCCAUGCCGUUGUUAGCGAGAUCGACUCGUUAAAUAUUUCGUGCAACCGGCUCGAGAACAUGGUUCGUUCAAAUUAGCUUUUGUUCCUUCCUCGUCUUGAAUACAGCCAUUUUUGACAUGCGAAAGCUUCUUGAUUGUAUUUAAAUGACAUUCAUAAAUGACGAGAAAUGUUGGAAGUCAUAAAAUAUCUGGGCCUCUUCUGUACAUACUUUCUGUUUUUAACGAUAGUUGUCGGUAUCGUUGAGCAGGUUUUUGCCAUAUAAAAUAUUUGCGCAACGACAUCGGCAACUAUCGUUCAGAACAAAAAGCGUGUACAGAAUAGGGGGGUUCUGAAAAGAAACCUUCCACGAACCAAGUUCUCCGAGAAAUAUAAGUACAAUAAAUUACAUUCGAACAAAAUUCAUCUGUAAAUAAUGUCACAUAAUUUCUUUUUACGGAUGAAAAAAUCAGCGUGAAGAGGAAAAGACUACAAAACUGUGCAGUUUGAAUCAAUGAUAUCAAUUUAAUUUGUCAUUGCUUCCUCUUCUUUCCUUUUCAGACUGAAUUUGAAUAAAGUAAACACUGCUUAUUUCGAUAAUGCUAACUUAUUAAUAUUUAGAAAUUUGGCGAUUCAUAGAUAUAUAUCAAAAAAUUUUUUACUGCGUUUGUUUCAAUGUUUGAUGAAAUUAAAAUGUAUGAUUUAUAUUUUCGUAAUGACUAACAUUUAUACUAAUGUGUUUUCAAUAACAUAUUAAAUUAAAAAAAACUCAGAAAAAUAAAUUGCUGUGUUGGAACGUUUGUCGAUACAACAAUAAAUUUAAUAGAAAAUUAAAUCUGAAUGUAUGGUCUAUUAAUAAACUGAUAGAUUUAUAGUAAAACAAGGAAUUUUUUUUGUUAUAACAAAGUUUGUUUGAAAUAAUAUCAAUUUCAAUAUUUAUCUAAUAUUAACAUCUACUACUAUUAAAAAUCUUAUUAAAAUUAUUAUAUUAAGUAUUUAAUUAUAUAUUAGAGAUAAAUGAAUUUAGAGAUCUUGAUUUCGAAAUUGAAUAGAAAAUUUAUCUUCAGCAAAAAGUAUAACUUCUAAAUAAAUACAUUAAAGACUCACAGAAAGUCAAAUGUUUAAUUUUCAAGUAUAUUUGAAAAUUUUAGAGGUCAGUAUUAUCGAUAUAAGCGGUAAUUACUCGCUUUUAAAGAGCGAUACCAAAUAUCGAAGAUACACAAAAUUUAGCAGACGACACGAAUCGAUGGAGAGCGGAUUCGUAUAGAUCCUCCUCUGCAGUAUGUAUAAUAAUAGAGUAGCAAGACGCAUUGCCUACGCAUUACGAAAUGUUUGUAAUAUCUGUACAUAAAAAUCUUCAAGUAAAGUAUCUUAUUUUCUUACAAACUAUAUAGCGGUGACAUUUACGAAGAAUACUUAAGAUUUUGUUGUAAUAUUAAGUAUUUAUUCAGGAUUCAUGUUGUCCCAAUAUAGUUUGCUUCAUGCACUCAUUCGUCCUUGGUGUACGAUGAAAACGAUAAAAAAAGGAAAGGAAAGAACAAAAAUAAAAAGUUAUCGUUUUUUUUAUACAAGCUUAUAGAGAUAAACGAUAGUAUGUGUGUAUGGCGUAUUCUCUCGAUGAAAAUGAAAAGCGGAAUACAUUGGCGUAAGACGACAAAGAAAUGCGAAAAAUGUAAAAAAUGGCGUGAGCUAUUAGAAGAAUGCGAUUCUAAAAUUUGAAUUACAUUUGGAAAUUUAAAAGCCAAAAAAAUUUUUAAUAUUUCUUUUAAAUAUUUAUAAGAUUAGUAGAAUUUUUUCCAAAAUAAUUUGUAGGAGACGCAAUAUUUAGUUGUUUACAAAAUGAUAAAAAAAAUUUUGUGAACAUUAUUUUCUACAUUUUCUUUUUACAAACGAACACAGUUUUAGGAUCGCAAACUUCGCUUUCGUCUUCGUUUCCAUAGUCAGUUGGUAUUGCACCUGUAGAAAAAUAUUGAUUUGUCGAACAAUACAUAAGCAGAAAGAGCAUCUUUUCCUUGUCGUGCCUACAAAUCUGAACGUUGUUAAUACUAGAUUCAAGAGCAGCUGUGACUUUAAGUAUCGUAAAGAAAUUGUAUUGUAUGACUUUUCAUUGCGAAGUGAGUAAUUUUUUUUUAUACAUUUAUAGUUCAGACAUGUAUGGUACGAUAAAAAAAAAGAAUUGAGGAGACGAGAGAUAUCAUUACAUAGUGCCAGGAUACAAAUGCGAAAUAGACCGCUGAUUCUCUCAUUGUCCGAACACUUAACGUAUUUAACACCUAUUUAUUGGGAUUUUAUAAUACCGAAUAAUGAUAUCAUGCGCAUCUCUUCGGCUUGGAAACGAAGACAAUGACGAGUCAAACGCUUCCAUUUUUAUUCCAAAUCUGUUUCCGUUGUUCCUUGUAGCAAACGCUUCGAGGCAUUUGUUAAUGACAAUUAGUUAACAUAUAUCUCGCAGUAAAUGAUUACAUGGAGCUUUCAUAUUUUAAACAAUGCAAAGAAAAAAAAUUCAAUGGAUACUAUAAUAAUAUGCAUUCAGAGCAAUGAAAAUGCUGAUCCAUUAUAUUGUUAAAUUUUCUUUUUUGUUUUGGAAAAUCUUUGAGAGAUAUUUUUGUUACAUAUCAAUUUUUUAUGAACAUUUUUAUUUCCCCUUAGAAGAAAAUGCGAAUCAUAGAAGAAAAUUAUUAAAUUAUCUGUAUCACAUGGAGAAUCCAUUCAGUUUUAUGGUUUCAGUUUCUAAAUACAGAAAAUUAAUUUAUAGCUUUUGAUUUUACAUAUAAUUAUUAAAUUUAUUAACAAUUUUGUCAGAUGUGACUUGUAUGAGCUUAUCUCAUGGAGAAAACAUUCUUUUUCGAGGAAGUGUUUAUCCGAGCGAAGCGAUGCAUUUACAUUUGAUUAUGAGAGACUAGGCAAAUUUUCGCACCGUUUGUGGAUUUGAUAACUUUUUUGACAAAUGUAAGUUCUAGGCACGUGUUCUUUUAUAUAUUUGAUUUAUGACUAACUCGCGCUUUACCGAGGCCCAGAUGUACACCCGUCUAUAUCACGUCAAUAAAUCUGGCAGCAAAACGUGUAUGAAUUCAUUCGUUUAGCACUAGGGAUGCAUAUUGUCUACGAAGCGCACGUAAAAAUUUUGCCUGCCGGAAAAAACUCGCGCGUUCUACUUUCUUUAUCUUCCUUAUUCUUAAAAAAAAUUCUUGAAACUAUUUUCUCCAUAUAAAAAGUAGAGAAAAUUACUCUCUUUUUACAAAUUCUUCCAUGGAAUAUUUUGAUAAAUAUGCUGUCUAUAGAAAGAAAUCUAUUUGUCGGAUGUACUAACAAACUUGGGCCACGUGCGUUUUUGAUAUUUAAAUAUUAGUGAAAUUCGGUUAUUAGGCAUAUUAACUUCUCUUAGAAAACAAGAAAAUGACAUGUCUCGUUUUAAAAAUUCGAGAUAAAAAAUAAUAUAUAAAAGACUGCGUAACACCAGAUUUUUACAAACGACGACUAUCGGAUCCGAGAGAAGGCAAAAUGCGAAUCGUAAUGUACGUACAGCAACCGUUGCGCGUUGUUUGGUCGCAACGCGCACAAAUCCCGCACAAAAUCAUUCGUCGUAAAAUCAUUUUCUCAAUUUCAAAAUAUUAAAAAUUGAUUUUGCGCACGUGACUUUGCUGUCGCUUCUUAUAACUAUUCGCAUAUUUCUUAUUAGCUUUUCUUGUUUUAUAGAGAUUGCGAAAUUACGACAAAAAAUUUCGAUAGUCAGUAAAAUUCAAAAAUUUGUAUUCUACUUCGAGGUCUCUCCAAAAUAUAAUUAAUUUAUUAGUUUUAUAAUGUAUCAAAUAGUUUUAUAUGAGUUAAUUCGCUUUGCCUGAUAUAUAUAUGUAUAUAUAUAUAUAUAUCAUUAUUUAUCAAUCGGCGAAUCAAUUAUUAGACUUCGGCGUGAGAGGCUUGAUUGCGGAGGGACUCGGUUUUUCUUUUUGUAAUUGCAAUGUGAUCGGUAAUAUGUGCACAAAAUAAUUUAAGUGUCUGAUUUUCUAAAGUACGAUAUCAGUUUGUCGGGCACUAAAUUGUGCAAAAAUCUAUAUUCACAACAAUUGUGAAAAUAUUCGCAAUUAUUGUGUAUAUACAUAUCUUUAUGUGAAAAAUGUUAUUAUUUUAGCGUUCCGUAAAAAUAUUAAUAUUUUUCCUGCGUAACAUUAAAAUAUUUCAAUUUUCAUGUUGCGAUCAUUGUAAUUAUCUAAAGUUACAUUAGCUUAUAUGUCAUCCCACGUAUUACAAAUUACUUUUUUUGUCAGAAAGUCACACGGUGUGAAUUGUGGGGUCUUGUUUCUGAAUUUGUACCGUCCUCGAAGCGUGCAAUGCUAGAGUUUAAGCGAGAACUUAUUUCCCAUGUUCUCUUCAGAAAAUUCUCUCAGAAAAUUUAUCGAAAGGAAUAAUUUAUUAAUUAGAUAUUCUAAUUGAAAAAUAUAAGCAAGCUUUACAAGAAAAUCAGAUUAAUUGAUUCGGCGAUAUUUUUUACUUUGGUAAAAACGUCUGUCCACAAAUAUGGAUUUUUCUCGCAGACUGAUAAUUUUAUAAUAUUGCACUUUGAACCGAGUUGUAUUACAUAAAGAAAAAAAGAAAUUUAAAGAUAUAUUGGUCCAUUCGACAACUAUGUCGAAACACUUUCUAAAGCGCAUUCCGUAUGUCAGUAUGACAUCGGUUGGAGACUAUUACUGGUUCUUUUAUACCGUUUUUCUACCGUUUAACUACGUUUCUAUGAUCAUUGAAAAAGUUCUCUCUUCACGGAGAACGUAAGAAAAGUUGAAAACUUUUAAAAUGUAAACUGUAUUCUCUCGCGCGACUUUGAUGGCAGUUCUCUCCGAGGUCAGCCUCUUCAGUAUUGUCACGAAAAUUUUAGGAAGUCUUUCUUUUCGAAACCGUAUAGCUACGAUUAUACAUAUACAUAUAGUAUAUAUAAAUAUAUAUAUACAUAUGCAAUUAUAUCUGUAAAUAAUUCACGAAUGUAAAGAUUCUAAUAAAAUUUAUCAAUAACUCAUGCGUUCUCCAAACCCUCUCAGAAAAAUUUUCUUUUUUUCGCAGAUUUUUUCUUUUUCUUGCAUUAUUCAUAAAAAAUCGUACGAUUAGAUUAAUUUAAACAUUUCAUUUCGCUUACUUAUUAAAAAGGCUCAUAAUUUUAUUUCAUCAUAAUUUGUGAUUACAUAUUUUGUGAUUAUUCUACUUUGAAGUUUUCUUUUGAAACAUUGGUUUGAAAAGAGAAAAUAUAUGCACACAUUUUUCUCGAUGAUCAUCUAAUCGAUUUUUGCAUUUGAGAAAAUUUUUAUCACAAAAGGAAAUGCAUCAUUGUAAGAGGAAUCAUUGUUAUUCGAGAGGACGGCGGAAUCAUUGAAUACUAAUAGUAAAGCAUUGUAACAGGGCAAAAAUUAGUCUACCGAGACGAGAGAUAGCGCGAUACACAUGGACUUUACCGUUAAUUAAAAAAAACAAAAAACAAAACAAAUGUUAAUAAUACGUUAUAGGGGACGAAAGGGAGGCUUCACUGUACAAAUGUUCACACGUGUAUAUAUUUAUCAUUUGGGUUUUGGAAAGGUUAGUGAUAAAAAAGAAAUCGCGCGACAGUCGUUGCUGUGACGUGUGUAUCAAUCGAGAGAGCGUGAGUGAAACAGAGUAUGUGUUAAAUACGAUUUAUCGUUCGUUGUAAUAAAACAACCUCCUAAGUAUGCAUUAAUAAAUUCUAAAUAAUUAUAUUUCUACGUAUACAUAUAUAAAUAAAUAAAAACAAGAGUAUAAAUACAAAUAAAUAUAAAUACAAACACUAAAGCGAGAAACAAAAAAAGAGUACAUUAUAGGGUCUUUGCGCGUAUUCUCACAAAGAGUGAGAGAUGCCACUGUAUCGCGCCGUGUAGGAUUAUCCUGCGAUAUGUAAACAAUUAUAAUAAUAAUAAUAGUGAUAAUUAUUAAAGAGGAAUUUUAAACUACUGCGAGCGAACUGUCGUACUGUCGUCGAACUAUCAUAUUCGGCGCGAUACAGUACAUUUUUUUGUAUUAUAGCAUAUUAUAUAUAUUAUAUAUAUUGUAUCACUUAUGUGUUUUUGUAUUUGGUAACCUAAACGAAAGAAUAUCUGAAAUUAACGAACAGAAAAAGAUUGAUAGAAAGUAUAUUAUAUAUAUAUAUAUAUAUAUUUGAGUAAAAUGCCGCCGAGGGUUGAAGUUAUCCGAGAUGACGUCGACGAUGGUGAUCCUCUUCCCUUAUUCCUUUAUCUUUUUUUUGUUCCUGAAAAUAAAAUAAAAGUUAUGGAAACAAAAAGAGAACCGCAAUUUAUAAUAUAAUAUUGUAAAGCUGAAUAUGCGCGAAACGACGGUCCUGGAUAAAUUCAACACUCGUUUACUCAUAACUUAUUAUGUUCUUUGUCUGAAAGAAACAAAAAGGUACGUUCGUAAAGAAAAAUAAACAUAAGUAUAUAUCAA
Solenopsis invicta (red fire ant) is the source of this 14070-nucleotide messenger RNA. It is a transcript of the gene Nipped-B, whose product is annotated as nipped-B-like protein B. Lineage: Eukaryota; Metazoa; Arthropoda; Insecta; Hymenoptera; Formicidae. Gene Ontology annotation, biological process: establishment of protein localization to chromatin; regulation of gene expression; establishment of mitotic sister chromatid cohesion. The coding region runs from base 542 to 7273 and encodes 2243 amino acids. Gene Ontology annotation, cellular component: Scc2-Scc4 cohesin loading complex. The transcript is spliced from 2 exons. The record is from RefSeq and is a predicted model, not a curated record. Gene Ontology annotation, molecular function: chromatin binding.